CUCACUCACCCACUGUUUCCCUUCAUCUCAUUCUUCUCCUUCUUCCUUCGUCUCUUUGGCUUCACGUUUUUCCCAGAAAGCGAGAUCACUUUGCUGGUUCGAUCUACGAUCGGAUCGGAAUUCCUGAGAUCAUGUGCUGCGGAGGAAGGAUGUGUAUGCUGUGCACGUGCGUCAUUCUCGUCGUCAUCUUGAUCGGGUUGCUUUUCGGGUUCGGAGUCUUCACCCAUGGCUUCCACAAGCUCAAGGACACCUUCAGUUUCUGCGAUCCCUCCGUCUCUGGUAGUUUGUGCGGGCAUGCAAAGGGAAGACCCUUCCUGGGUCACGCACCGCCUCCAUUGUACUAGGGCUUUUAUUUGUUUCCCCCUUCUAUGUUCAUUCCCGAUCCGUUCUUUCUCAGUUUCUGGGGAUUUAUUUCGAAUCGUAGGUUUAGGGUUUUCUUAAUUUUUUAAUUAUUAUUACUUUAAUUCGAAUUGAACAUUGCUGUUCUGGUAUCUGUAACUAUCAUUCGCCUCUUCUUGGGGAUUCUUGUUUGUUUAUAUAUUAAAUAUUGCUCUCUCUGGUGUUGCUCUAA
Messenger RNA from Neltuma alba, 571 nucleotides. RefSeq lists its product as uncharacterized. The transcript has a single exon. Bases 132 to 344 code for a protein of 70 amino acids. NCBI's taxonomy places the organism in Eukaryota, Viridiplantae, Streptophyta, Magnoliopsida, Fabales, Fabaceae. The record is from RefSeq and is a predicted model, not a curated record.